This is a messenger RNA of Microthlaspi erraticum, 378 nucleotides long. Lineage: Eukaryota; Viridiplantae; Streptophyta; Magnoliopsida; Brassicales; Brassicaceae. The record is from the annotation of a GenBank genome assembly.
AUGGAUGGAGGAGGAGUUGGUGAGAUAAGGGAAGAGCUUGUUCGUCAACUAAGCGAUCGUUUCUUCAUAGCGGUGUUGGUCGACAUUUUCACAAGAUACUGCAGACGCAAAGCUGGCUUGGACGAUAAAGAUCAGGGAGCGAAGGCGAAGACCGGACACGUGGCGUUCUAUUGGGCAGCGGAGUUUAACCUCUUAGCGCAUCUCUGUUUUGUGGCGGUGAUGAUCGAAAUCCUUCUAGUUCCGGUGGUGGUUGCACGGAUGCGAAGAAUACAACCAGAGUCCGACACGAAGCUGGUCCUCGACACGAUGUCGCUUCUUGAGCUCAUCGCCGACGAUUCCAACGUCUCUCUUUCUGCUUUUCUUUUUUUUGGAUUUUAG